AUGAAGGCCAGCAUAUCGCUUUCCGCAGCCUUGAGCCUGGGAUCAUGGGUAGGAGGUGCCCACGCCUACUGGCGUAUGACCUGUGGAAUUGCACAAAUCGGACGGAUUGACCCGAUCAUCAACCCGGACGAGGUAUCGGGCCAUGUUCAUUUGCUCUCGGGAGCCAGCAACAUCAACACCUCGUCGACUUACGACUCUUUGAAUGCCGCCGCUUGCACCACGUGCACGAUCCAAAAAGACAAGAGCGCGUAUUGGACGCCCCUGCUGUACUAUGAGCGAGCCGACGGCACUUUUGUCGACGUACACAACGAUGGCACCGUCGUUUAUUACUUGGGGCGAGGGGAAGACAGCGCCAAUAUCAUUCCCUUCCCUCCCGGCUUUCGCAUGCUCUCAGGAAACCCUUCGAAGCGGUCGUACGACAACACUACCAUGACCUACGGGAACGACACUUACCCUUCCCGCCCGGUGGCCGACCGGACCAGUUUCGUCUGUGUCAACUACAACAACGAGACGCCCGAGACUCCGGGUAUCGAGAACACGGAUUGUCCCGAUGGCCUGAGAGCGCAGAUCCAAUUCCAAAGCUGUUGGGAUGGAGUCAAUCUAUACCUGCCCGACCAAUCACAUGUGGCGUACCUGUCGCAGAUCGACAACGGUGUAUGUCCGCCAACGCACCCGUACCUUUUCCCACAUCUGUUCUACGAAGUCUACUAUUCUGUCGCCACUAUAGACACUUCGGAUGGAGGAAGAUUUGUCUUUUCUCAGGGUGAUACCACAGGCUACGGAUUUCACGGUGAUUUCUUGAAUGGAUGGGAUAUCGACGUCCUCACCGCCGGUAUUGAGCAGUGCGUCAACGACGAUACUACAGGCCAAAUAUCCCUGUGUCCUCCCCUGAAUGACUCGCAAGACAACUACGCCUCGACCAAUUGCCCUCAACAGCCCACGCUAGUGGACGAGCAGGUGACAGGCGUCCUGUCCAAGCUUCCCGGCUGUAACGAAGUCACCUCCGGCCCAGCAGAUGAACCGCAAGGCAUCUGCGCCACCGAGCCCGGCCUCAACGACGUCCCCGACACGGACGGAGAAACGACCGUAACGCCAAUCGUCGGCGAAAGCACCGUGACUCUCGCGUCAGGAGGCGUGGCCGAAUAUGAGGGCUGCUACGUCGAAGCGACCAACGCACGAGCGCUGUCCGGCGCGUCAUACACCAACAGCACCGGGAUGAGCAGCACGGCAUGCGGCGCAUUCUGUCAAAGUAAAGGAUUCACCGUCUUCGGCAUGGAGUAUUCGCAAGAAUGCUACUGCGGCAACGCCAUCACUACCGCCACAGCAAGCCAAAGCGACUGUGCGAUGGUCUGUUCCGGCAACCGGACCGAAUGGUGCGGCGGCUCGGACCGGUUGAGCGUAUGGAACAUAACCAGCCCUGGCAACGCGACGUCGACGACGCCGGGAGGAAGUUCUUCAACCGGAUCAACCGCGCCGACGGCGACACCAUCAGCCGCCGGAGCGACCUAUAUGGGCUGCUACUCGGACAACGUCGGCGGGCGCGCACUAACAUCCUACAUCGGCAGCGAUGGCAUGACAUGGGAGAUGUGCGCGCAGAAUGCGCAGUCAUUGAACCGCAAAUACUUCGGCAUCGAAUACGCGCAGGAAUGCUGGACCGGCAACACCCUCGCCUCGUCCUCCGCAAUCCUCGCCGACUCGACAUGCAGCAUGGCGUGUAAAGGCGACGCGACCGAGAUGUGCGGCGGGAACAACGCGCUCACUCUGUUCCAGAACACGCAGUUCGUCCAGCCCACCAUCCCGGCGCUCGUCAACGUCACCAAUACAACGGCCACGAGCACGAACACGACGCAACUGACCCAGUACGCCUAUGUCGGCUGCUACACCGAAGGAAGCUCCGGUCGGACCAUAGGCACUCCGGUCGGCGUCAAUACCCCGAGCUAUUCAUUCACUAACACGACCGGCAUGACUGUCGAGCUGUGCGCGCAGACUUGCAGUACUAAAGGCUUCGCCUGGGUCGGCGUCGAGUAUGCCCAGGAGUGUUACUGCAAUAACCUCGGGGCUGUCAAUGGCGGUGCGCUGGCUUCCGGUGGGGAUGGUGACUGCUCCAUGGUCUGUAAAGGUAAUAUCGGUGAGUAUUGUGGCGGGUCCAGUCGGGUUGGUGUCUAUCACCUUCAGACAUGA
Molecule: messenger RNA, 2181 nt
Organism: Capronia coronata CBS 617.96
Lineage: Eukaryota; Fungi; Ascomycota; Eurotiomycetes; Chaetothyriales; Herpotrichiellaceae
Exons: 3
Coding region: 1-2181 (726 amino acids)
Source: RefSeq, a predicted model, not a curated record